Stereum hirsutum FP-91666 SS1 is the source of this 825-nucleotide messenger RNA. RefSeq lists its product as uncharacterized. The record is from RefSeq and is a predicted model, not a curated record. Lineage: Eukaryota; Fungi; Basidiomycota; Agaricomycetes; Russulales; Stereaceae. The coding region runs from base 1 to 825 and encodes 274 amino acids. The transcript is spliced from 2 exons.
AUGUCGUACAACUACGGAUACACUGCUCCUCCUCCGCCUCCUCCUCCGCCACCGUAUCUGGUGCCGGCUCAUCCUGCGACAGCAUCCCCGACUCAUCAGCAACUGGUACAAGCUGCUAGAGAAUUCUCCCAGUGGCUCCAAUCCGUUGCGCCGGGGGCCACCGCAUUCAUCUGCGGCGGACUUGCACUGGCUAUGCACGGGAACGCCCGCUCGACGUCUGAUGCCGACUUGGCGAUAGAUCUUUCUCGAACUAGUAGGGGGCCGGGACCGAUCGGUCGACCAAUCGAUACCAACAGACUUAAAGACCUUGCGGCUCAAGACCCUCAUCACCGUUUUUCCGUAGGCCCGAAGAUUUAUUGGCUCCUGCGCACUAUGAACGGCCAAACGGUCCCCGUUCAGGUCGACUUCGUGGACGCCAACCUUUUUUGGGACCCCUUUGAGGCUCCAAAUAUGCUCUGCACGAUCCCCCACUAUCCAGCCGUUGUAGCCCUCAAUUUGCCGACGCUGCUGGUCAGCAAGAUGCGAAGCGCAACCGAGCGCAGCCAGCCCAAUCCUAAUGAGCGAAGGCAGAAACAAGUCAACGAUGUCAAGGACUUCGCGUUCGCGUUGGACAAAUGUCUUACAUUCCAGAUCCCCGUCGGUAUCGUCCAGUUGCAACAGCUCAAUCGCGAUAUCAACAUCGCUAAAGCAAUCACUCGUGACUUCUGGGUGCUGGCGACGGCCUUGGAAGUGCAAGGGGCCCCGCCUGCUAGCCCACUCAAGGAGGGUUGGCGUAGGCUGCUGCAGGCUAGCAGGGCUCCACAAGAGAUGUUGAACGAUGCUUGA